This is a messenger RNA of Dicrocoelium dendriticum, 477 nucleotides long. NCBI's taxonomy places the organism in Eukaryota, Metazoa, Platyhelminthes, Trematoda, Plagiorchiida, Dicrocoeliidae. The record is from the annotation of a GenBank genome assembly.
AUGUUCAUUUGGAAUGCAGCUCCUUCUCAUGAGUUUUUGUUACCAGAGGAUGUUUGGAUUGAGUUGGUUCCUUCGUCACAAGCUGACCUGUGGCGGGUUCUGGAAGCCGAACAAAACCCCCGUUUGCGCCUCCGAGUGGAUAUCAAUCGGCAACUCUCAGACAUUAUCAAGCUGGUGGAACUGAAGUGGCAAUUGGCUGCCGAACGCAUGUUGGCAUUGCUCGACUUCCCUGUUGUACGUGAAUCUCCUACGGUACGGCUGCUCAUCCGUACAGCUCCCCACCAAGCCAUCGACGGAGCGAUCCGUUUGCAAGAGGUAGCUCGAGUUCGUUCUGGCGAUCUGUCGCUUCGUUCGUUCGUCAAACGUCGGCUUGCUUCAAAAACCAACGAUCUCUCUUCCGGUAUGUUUGCUUUUCAACUAAGUACUAUGGUAGCAAAUUUUUUGAGUGUAUUACUACGGGUGUUGUGUCGUGUCUAG